Miscanthus lutarioriparius is the source of this 2349-nucleotide messenger RNA. Lineage: Eukaryota; Viridiplantae; Streptophyta; Magnoliopsida; Poales; Poaceae. The record is from the annotation of a GenBank genome assembly.
AUGGAGGUUGUGACGGGGGUACUGACGGGGCUUGUCUUCAAGCUUGGUAAACUGAUGGUUGGCGAGUACAAUCUGCAGAAGGGAGUGAAGGGGGAGAUCAUGUUCCUCCAACCUGAGCUCCAGAGCAUGCAGGCCGCACUCAAGGAGAUAUCCAGAUCUCCGUCAGACCAGCUUGACCGCCAGGACAGGAUCUGGGCCAGCGAGGUGCGCGAGCUGUCCUACGACAUUGAGGACAGCAUCGACACAUUCAUGGUGCGCUGCGAGGGCGGUCAGCUCGCAGCGCCGGACGGCAUGAGAGGGCUCAUUGAUAGGAGCCUUGAUCUGCUGACAAGGUUCCGUGUUCGCCGUCAGGUUGCAAUGGACAUUAGAGGCAUCAAGAGGCGUGUCAUAGAGGUGCGCGAGCGGCGGGAGGUGUACAAGAUUGACGGUCUUGGAGCUAGGCCUGAUGCUGUUGAUCCUCGGUUGUUGGCUCAUUACACAAAGGUGACAGAGCUCGUUGGCAUCGAUGACGCUAGAGAUGAGCUAAUCAAGGUUCUGACUGAUGGGAGCGAAGCGUCCAAGCAGCAUGGCAGGGUAAUUUCCAUUGUUGGGUGUAGAGGCCUGGGAAAGACAACUCUUGCUAAUGUUGUGUACCUGAAGAUUAGAGCACAAUUCGAUUGCUGGGCUUUUGUUUCAGUGUCUCAAACUCCUGACAUGAGGAGAUUAUUGAGGGGUAUACUCUCUGAACUUGGCAAGGACAUCAACGAAGAAACACUGGAUGUGAAGCACUUCAUUGAUGCAAUCAGGAAAUUCCUUCAGGCAAAGAGGUACUGCAUUGUUAUUGAUGACAUAUGGGAUAUCUCAGUUUGGAAUAUGAUUAAAUGUGCUUUGCCUGGUGGACAUGUAAUUAUCACAACUACCCGUAAUUUCAAGAAAUGUGCCGGUGUACCUUUAGCUAUCAUUACGAUAGCUAGUUUGUUGGCUAAUAAAGCAAGAGACAAAAUGGAGUGGCUCGAGGUGUACAACUCUAUUGGUACUGGACUCGAGGAUAGUACAGAUGUAGAGAAUAUGAGAAAGAUUUUGGCAUAUAGCUACUAUGAUCUGAAAUACCAUCUGCGGAUUUGCUUACUAUAUUUAAGUAUGUUUCCAGAAGAUACCGCAAUUACAAAAAAUCAUUUGAUAUGGAUGUGGAUAGCUGAAGGUUUUGUACAAUGUGAACAACAAGGGAAGAGCUUAUUUGAACUUGGAGAGUGUUACUUCAAUGAGCUCAUAAACACAAGUAUGAUCCAGCCUGUGUAUGACAGGCAUGAGGCCAUGAUAGAACAUUGCCGUGUACAUGAAAGUUAUCCGUUCCCUGUCAAGUUGUCACUUCAGAACAGCAUGGUACACCAUGAUAGCACAUUCCCUAGUAUGAGCAUGCUACAAGUGAGGUAUUUGGGACUUGAAAGGACAUAUAGUAAUGAGCUCCCAGAUGAAAUAGGAAACCUGCGUUAUCUACAAACAUUGGACAUAAAGGGAAGUAAUAUUGGUAGCCUGCCAACAACUGUUGUUCAGCUAAGACAUUUGAUGUGUCUUUGUGUCGACCAAAAUACAAGAGUGCCAAAUGGGAUUGGGAGCCUAACAACACUUGAAGAGCUCUCAACGUUAUACCUCUGCGACGAAUCCACGGAUAUCACAGAAGAGCUGUGCCAUCUAACUGAACUGAGGGAGCUAGAACUUUUCUUCUGGAACAACACCUUGGAGAAAUCUUUGGUGGCGUGCCUAUGCAAGUUGAGAAAAAUAAAGAUUCUAGUUAUCUGGGCCUCUGGUGGUGAAUACAAUUUUGAUGCAUGGGUUGCUCCUCGACAUGUCCGUAGAUUGCAGAUACAAUCCUGCUGGUUCUCAAGGCUGCCAGAUUGGAUGACUCCUUCCCUUCUGUGCCUCUCCUCCCCGUGGAUCAACGUGAGGGAGCUGCACCAGGAGGACCUAGAAAUUCUUGGGAGGUUGCCAGCACUUCAUCAUCUGUAUCUGAUGUUGGACCAUGAGAAACUCAAAAUCCCUCGGAGAUUCGUCGUUGGUGCUUGUUUGUUCCCAUGCCUGGUAGAUUGCAGGCUGAUGGGAUUUAUGGGAGCUGUGUUCUUCCAUCAAGGAGCUAUGAUGAGGCUCAAAAACCUUGCCUUCACUUUGUAUGCAAAGGAUGUGAGAGAAAUUGCGAGCAGCGAUGGUAGUUGUUUCGACUUGGGCUUAGGCAACCUGCUGUCACUGAAGGAUGUCAUUGUUUACCUCCGAUCCAGAGGCGCCGGCGAGAUGGAAGUGGAGGAGGCCAAGGCUGCACUGGCCCAUGUGCUUGAGAUUCAUCCCAACCAUCUCGACUAUUACAUAUGGGGUUGA